AUGGAUACUAAAAUCGAGGGCGCCGAGACGGUUACCUUCGAUGACAGCCGAAACAGGGCGAUUCUGAUCGUCACUUCUGUUUUCUUCGGUAUUUCGCUAUUAAGCGUUAUCCUAAGAUGCUUCGUUCGCACACAAAUGGUUCGUGCUUGGGGCUGGGAUGAUGGAAUUAUGGUUAUAGCCAUGGCCCUCAACACGGUCUUUGUCGUUUGCGGAAUUAUCGGAUGUAAAUACGGACUCGGGAUGAAAUUGGCUUAUUUCACCGAACACCCGGACAACUUCCACCGCGCAUUACUAUUCUGGUGGAUAGGCCAACUCUUCUACGUAUUGACCUGCGUCGUCGCCAAAAUAUCCAUCAUCAUCGCCCUCCUCCGAAUCACUAUCUCUCGCAUCCACGCCUACAUCCUCUACACCGCUAUGGCGCUGGCCACUGCCGUUGGCCUCAUAUUUUUCUUCGUCACCAUUUUCCAAUGCUCCCCCGUCGACUAUUUCUGGAACCGGGCGCAGCCUAGCGCUCAUGGCUCGUGCAUGAAUAAACAUGCCCUCGCCGGCAUCGCGUACUUGUACAGUGUCGGAGCCGCUAUUACCGACUUGACUAUCGGAUUGCUUCCGGUGGCGUUGAUCUGGGACUUGCGCAUGAAUCUCCGCGCUAAGUGUGCCGUGGCCGUUAUUUUGGGUAUCGGUUGCAUUGCGAGCGCUGCGGUUAUCAUUCGUAUUCCCUACAUCACCACCUACAAAGAUCCCGAGUUCCUAUACGCCACUUACCAACUCUCUAUAUGGUCCAACGUCGAAGCCGGACUCGGCAUCACGGCGGGCUGCCUAACAACACUCCGCCCCUUGAUCCGCUUCUUCCGCGACUCCUCCUCCGAUGACCCAAGCCGCACACCAAAGUCGUUUCCCCUAUCCAACAAGCCCGCCGGCGGCUUCCACCGCUCCGCGCCAUCGAAACAGAUAUCAGGCGACGACUCGCACCAGCUCUGGACUGGCAGAGGGAGCGACGAAUACCCAGGUGUUACGACCACCAUCUCCACGAACCAACAGAAAGACAUUUCCAGCGAGGAGGACCUGGAGCUGGCUGCAUAUAGUAACGACCCCGAUGCACCCGCGUGGAAGGUUGAGAGGUCUGUUCGCGUGUCCGUGCACAAUGGAUGA
Messenger RNA from Penicillium samsonianum, 1149 nucleotides. RefSeq names its product putative integral membrane protein. The coding region runs from base 1 to 1149 and encodes 382 amino acids. Lineage: Eukaryota; Fungi; Ascomycota; Eurotiomycetes; Eurotiales; Aspergillaceae. The record is from RefSeq and is a predicted model, not a curated record. The transcript is spliced from 5 exons.